UAAGCGUGCUCAACAAGCUCUCUCCUGCAUUGCAAUAUUAAUAUUUUUGAUUUUCCAAUAUUUUAUUUGUUUAUUUGAUGGCUUUUCCUAUUCUUGGAGCUCAACAAGAAACCAAUCGAAAAAUUCUGGAAGAUUUACAAAUUAAACGACAACUCUUACAAAAAGGUGCUGAUAUUACUCUGGGAACCGGUGGCCUCAACAAUCUCAAUACACCCAUUGCCCAGAUGCCAACAUCACAGAUACUGGGCCAGCCAACGGAGUUUCAAUCCAGCGGCGCUAUAACUGUUCCACGAACAGUUUUCAAUCCCACGAGUUCGACAACGUUGGGUUAUUUUGUCAGUCAAGACUCGCAUUACGGUAAUUCGUUUAUACCGGUAUUGCCUCGCUUGGAUCCGUUACCGCCGAAUCAUACUGCUAAAUAGGGUUAA
Molecule: messenger RNA, 428 nt
Organism: Musca vetustissima
Lineage: Eukaryota; Metazoa; Arthropoda; Insecta; Diptera; Muscidae
Product: SOSS complex subunit C homolog
Exons: 3
Coding region: 78-422 (114 amino acids)
Biological process (GO): DNA repair
Cellular component (GO): nucleus; SOSS complex; nucleoplasm
Source: RefSeq, a predicted model, not a curated record